UCCAGGCAGUAAGGGUUAGUAAAAUAGUAAUUAUGGUGCGAAAUAGCUUAGCCGCCGGGGGCACUGAAGAGGAAGAAAACCAACCUUCAAACUUUGGCGUACGCCACUUGCAAAAUUUGCUGAUUUUUUUCGGUCUCUGCGUGGUUUUCAUGCUACGCGUUAAUCUCUCCGUUGCCAUUGUCGCAAUGAUGGAUCGCAAUUCAACGAAUCCGGACUUUCCGGAGUACGCUUGGUCCGAGCGAACGAAGUCUUUACUACUCAGCAGCUUCUUUUGGGGUUACUGUCUCACACAAGUGCCUGGCGGUCAGCUGUCGCAGCGUUUUGGUGGCAAAGUGAUGUUGCUCUUCAGUGUGGGUAUUUCCGCCUUUCUCGCUCUAUUCACGCCACUCAGCGCACGCCUAGGCGAUUGGCAACUCACUUGUGCGCUACGUUUUUUACAGGGUUUCGCACAAGGCGUUAUAUAUCCCUCAACGCACACACUUUUAGCCAAAUGGCCGCCACCAGCCGAACGUGGCGUGCUUGCAACACUCUGUUUCUCCGGUUCACAAUUCGGCACGAUUAUUAUGUUGGGCGUUAGUGGCACAUUGGCCGCUUCGUCUUACGGCUGGCCGAGCAUAUUUUACAUAUCCGGCUGUUGUGGCGUGUUAUGGUCUUUUGUUUGGCUUAUUUGGGGCGCAGAUUCACCAAGUCAAUCGCGUUUAAUUACAAGAGCGGAGAGGAAAUAUAUUGAAAUAUCCUUGGCGGUGAUCUCUAAGAGUGAGAACGAUGCCAGUGCCGCUAAAUUACCAACACCUUGGUUGAGCAUAUUCACUUCGGUGCCAUUUUGGAUGUUACUCUUUGCAUGUUGCGCUUACAACUGGGGCUAUUGGACGUUGAUGACACAAAUACCCUCGUAUAUGAAGAGUGUACUGGGUAAGGAUAUCAAAAGUAAUGCAUUACUCUCAGCCUUACCAUACACGGCCAAUUUAUUGCUUGGCUUGGGAUUUUGUGCUGUGGCACAGCUAUUGCUCUCAGCACAAUUGUUGAGCACGAAUGCCAGUCGUAAGGUGUUCAACACAAUCGGCAUGUGGAUACCGAUGGCGGCGACAAUUGGUUUGGGCUUUGUCAAUGCCGCACAAGCAGAUUUGGCUGUCGUGCUGCUGACAUUGGCCGUGGGUACGAAUUCAGCCACAUUCUUGGGCUCUUUUGUAAAUCACAUUGAUUUAUCGCCUAAUUUCGCUGGCACUUUGAUGGGCAUAACGAAUUGUGCGGCUAAUGUGAUGAGCGUAAUUGCACCGUUAGUUGUUGGUAUUGUCGUGACAGAUACGACAAACUCGCAACAGUGGCGCGUAAUAUUUAUGAUUAUGGCUUCAUACUACUUUACUGGCAAUUUGCUCUUCAUAACUUUGGGUAGCACGAAAUUGCAGCCAUGGAAUCAACCGGCGAAGCGACAAGACGAUCACGAGCGCAUUAAAUUUCAAACAGCAGGGGAGGAUAAAGAGCAUAUCUAAUCUCUGUGUAGAUACGUAAUUCCUCGUGCGUACAUAUGUAAUACACGUAAAUUUAGAAACCAAUGUGCGCAGAUUUUAUCAGCGUCGGAAUUAUCUAAAUGAUAUUCAGUGGAGCCCAAAUAAAUAUUAUGAAGAAAAUUUGAUUUUCAUUACUUCCAUUUUUCAAAUAAGAAAAA
Molecule: messenger RNA, 1666 nt
Organism: Ceratitis capitata (Mediterranean fruit fly)
Lineage: Eukaryota; Metazoa; Arthropoda; Insecta; Diptera; Tephritidae
Product: putative inorganic phosphate cotransporter
Exons: 4
Coding region: 33-1490 (485 amino acids)
Biological process (GO): transmembrane transport; monoatomic anion transport
Cellular component (GO): plasma membrane
Molecular function (GO): transmembrane transporter activity
Source: RefSeq, a predicted model, not a curated record